ACGAUUUGUUCCGUGCUGUCCUAUGAACCUGUCUUAACUCUGACCAGUUUCCCGCGUCACCUAUUAAUUAUUCUUUUCUUUUCUUCCAUUCCUCUUUUUCUUCCCUCCCACUCCUUCAAAACCCAACCCAACACACUUUUUCAUAACAACUCUUCCAAAUUCCAAUCAUGUCCUUCAUCCUUCUCCUCCUCUUUUCUUUUCUCACCCCCUCUUUCUCCCAACCACCACCCCCCAAAGGCAUCCUCAUCGACUGCGGCUCUCAAUCAAAAACCCAAAUCAACAACCGUACAUGGCUUCCCGAUUCAAAUUUCAUCUCAACCGGAACACCAAAAACCCUAACCACCUCUGUUCUUCUUCCAUCUCUUCAAACUCUUCGUUCUUUUCCAUUUCAAGUCAAAAAACAUUGUUACAAUAUUCCAGUAUAUCGCAACGCAAAAUAUCUAGUAAGGUCAACUUAUUUCUACGGUGGAAUUAACGGUCCUGAUCAUCCUUCGCCGCCGGUGUUUGAUCAGAUCGUUGAUGGAACUUUAUGGAGUGUUGUUAAUACGACGGUGGAUUAUUUAAAUGGGAAUUCGAGUUUUUAUGAAGGGGUUUUCUUAGCUAAAGGGAAGUUUAUGAGUUUUUGUAUCGGGUCAAAUACUUAUACGGAUUCUGACCCGUUUGUUUCUGCUUUGGAGUUUUUGAUACUUGGGGAGUCUCUCUAUAAUACCACUGAUUUUAACAACUUUGCAUUUGGUUUGAUUGCUAGAAACAGCUUUGGUUACUCCGGACCAAGCAUUAGAUAUCCUGAUGAUCAGUUUGACCGUAUAUGGGAGCCAUUUGGGCAGAGUAAUUCAACUAAAGCAAACACUGACAAUGUUUCUAUUUCUGGAUUUUGGAAUCUUCCACCUGCAAAAGUAUUCGAAACACAUCUAGGAUCUGAUCAAUUAGAAUCCUUGGAACUAAGAUGGCCUACACCAUCACUUCCAAGUUCCAAAUACUACAUUGCUCUAUAUUUUGCUGACAACACUGCUGGACCAAGAGUUUUUAACAUAAGUGUUAAUGGUAUACAUUAUUACCGCGACUUGAAUGCGAUCCCAUCGGGGGUUGUUGUCUUUGCCAGCCAAUGGCCUCUUUCUGGUCCUACAACAAUAACUUUAACUCCUUCUGCUAGUUCAUCAUUGGGCCCCUUAAUUAAUGCCGGAGAAAUAUUUAAUGUGUUGCCUCUUGGAGGAAGAACUUCCACUCGCGAUGUUAUUGCGUUGGAAAGGGUAAAAGAGAGUCUUCGAAAUCCUCCACUUGAUUGGAGUGGUGAUCCUUGUGUGCCUCGGCAUUACUCAUGGACCGGUAUCACGUGCUCUGAAGGACCCAGAAUCCGUGUAGUGACUUUAAAUUUGACAAGCAUGGAACUUUCAGGAUCUUUAUCGCCUUUUGUUGCCAAUCUGACAGCUCUGACUAACAUCUGGCUUGGGAAUAACAGUUUAUCCGGACAAAUUCCUAGUCUCAGUUCACUAACGAUGUUGGAGACACUGCACUUGGAAGACAAUCUGUUCAGUGGAGAGAUUCCUUCAUCCCUAGGGAACAUCAGCAGCUUGAAAGAAGUAUUUUUACAAAACAACAAAUUAACGGGUCAAAUUCCAGCAAAUCUUGUUGGAAAACCAGGAUUGGUCGUCAGAACUUCUGGAAAUAAUUUCUUGACACCUCCAGCACCUUGAUAUAUAAAGACUUUCCUUUUGUCAAGAUUCUUUUGUGCUUAGAUUAUUCUGAUUUUGGUGGAAAUUCUUCGUUUUCAACUUGUAAACUGAAGAUCAAACUUCAAUUCAACCUUCUCUCGCGAUGUAGCAUACAGAUUUAUUGUUUUGACUUGGAGUGUACUUUCAUAUUGGUGGAAUAGAUUCAUUCAACUUUGAUUAACUGUUCCUUAAAAGUUGGAAUCUUCUUUGAAUUUGUAUAUUUACAUAUCAUAUUGUAUAGGCAUUAUUUAUUAUUUUAUUAAAAAAUUUAAUGCCGUUUUUGUGUUUUUCGUUUUCCAUAAUCGUUUCACGUUCUGGUUCUAGUGUAUUUCCUCAUAUAAUAUCUUAGAAAACUCAGAUUGCGUUUGGACAAGUAAUGAAAAUGUUUGAAGUGGAGCGAUAUAAAUUUUGGGUUAAAACGUGGUAUCUAAUCUCUUGAUAGUCUUAAAGCAUAGACCAGUUUGUUGAGCACCUUCUGGACUCCACAACAAAUCCAUACCCUCAAAUGGAAAGGGAAAUAUUGCACUGAAAAUAUCUCAAACAAACAUGCCUUUAUAUAUGAUGAAUUUUCAUAUUGUAAUUAAAGAUAAGUCAUUUAAAAUGAUUGACAAAAAUAUUCCAUACAAGUCACAUCCCAAUUAUUAGAAUUUAAACUUAAGGCCAUACAUCUGAACACACCUAGUUUAUAUGCAGACCCAUCCCUAAAACUAACCUUUUUGCUAUAUAAAGGUUGGUUCAGUUUGUUUAUUUAUUUUUACUAAAUAAAGGUUGGUUCAUACUUCAUAGUUCCUAGUUGUUAGCUUCUUUUAUUCUCUAAAUUUUGUUCAAUCCUAUACUGUCAAUUAUAGUCAAAGGAUUAUUAUUUGAACUC
Trifolium pratense (red clover) is the source of this 2583-nucleotide messenger RNA. Its product is annotated as putative leucine-rich repeat receptor-like serine/threonine-protein kinase At2g14440. The record is from RefSeq and is a predicted model, not a curated record. The coding region runs from base 168 to 1694 and encodes 508 amino acids. Gene Ontology annotation, molecular function: protein binding. NCBI's taxonomy places the organism in Eukaryota, Viridiplantae, Streptophyta, Magnoliopsida, Fabales, Fabaceae. The transcript is spliced from 8 exons.